Molecule: messenger RNA, 537 nt
Organism: Drosophila biarmipes
Lineage: Eukaryota; Metazoa; Arthropoda; Insecta; Diptera; Drosophilidae
Exons: 4
Coding region: 1-537 (178 amino acids)
Source: RefSeq, a predicted model, not a curated record
AUGCGAGUAUUUCUUUAUACACUGUCCAUUUUGGGAUCCUUGAUGACGGUUCAAGCCCAUGUGACCUUCACCAACCUCAAAUGUGGUACGAAAGAUAGAAAGUUUGCUACCUUUGAAAAGUGCUACAUCAAAGCGGUGAAUCGGACUCAUAAGUACAUAGAUAUUCACGUAAAUCUAUUAAAAGUACCAGUGACUAAUGUUACAAUUGCCGGGAAAUUUAUGAGAUACGAUCACGGUUUUAAGCCCUUCUUCGUAGAUAUCACAUUCGAUGCAUGCAAGUUUCUCAAAAACCCAAGGCAGCCCAUUGUCAAAUUGUUUUAUAAUAUGUACAAGAAUAAUUCCAAUAUAAACCAUACUUGUCCAUUCAACCACGACCUAAUUUUGGACCACUUUUGGACUGGAAAUAUUGAAACGGCACUUCUGAAAUACAUUCCCAUAAUAAAUGGCGACUAUGCCGUCUUUACCGAAUGGUCUGCUUAUAAUAUUGCUCGUGCUUUCUUGAAUGUAUAUAUUAGAAUAUCAGAAAGACAAUUUUAA